Messenger RNA from Carassius carassius (crucian carp), 1354 nucleotides. Its product is annotated as melatonin receptor type 1A-A-like. Gene Ontology annotation, biological process: G protein-coupled receptor signaling pathway. NCBI's taxonomy places the organism in Eukaryota, Metazoa, Chordata, Actinopteri, Cypriniformes, Cyprinidae. The record is from RefSeq and is a predicted model, not a curated record. Bases 277 to 1332 code for a protein of 351 amino acids. The transcript is spliced from 2 exons. Gene Ontology annotation, cellular component: membrane. Gene Ontology annotation, molecular function: melatonin receptor activity.
ACAGACAGCAUCACCCAUCCAUGGGCAUUUGAGAAGAACUUAACUUGCUGUUGGAUGUCACAUACCAAUAAUCUGAUGUAGACAGAAAGCUAUAAAAGUGCGAACACAUGUCCGCGCUCAGACCAUGAAGGCGUGCGCUCCAUCGAGGACCAUGAUAUGAUAACAGACCUUUAUUUUACGCACGUUUACGCAAACGAAUUAACAGCCACACGUGUUUUUUUCCCAAUGGAAUCAAAUCCUAUGAUUUAUGGCGAGGAUCGUUGAAGUGAAGAUAAAAUGAAAAUAAAUGGCAGUCGCUUGAUGAACAGUUCUUCACUGAGCCCUCACGAGAUCACUCUGAAUCGCCCACCCUGGGUCGCCACAACUUUGGGCAGCUUUCUGAUCUUCACUAUCGUGGUUGAUAUAUUGGGGAACCUCUUGGUGAUCUUCUCUGUGUACAGAAACAAGAAACUUCGUAACGCAGGGAACAUAUUUGUGGUGAGCCUGGCAGUAGCUGACCUGGUAGUAGCUGUCUAUCCUUAUCCUCUCGUGUUGGUCUCCAUUGUCCAUAAUGGAUGGAAUUUGGGAUUCGUCCACUGCCAGAUCAGUGGAUUCCUGAUGGGACUGAGCGUAAUUGGAUCUAUAUUUAACAUCACCGGCAUUGCAAUCAAUCGCUACUGCUAUAUCUGUCACAGCCUCAAGUAUGACAAGCUAUACAGCGACAAGAAUUCGCUUUGCUACAUCCUUCUCAUCUGGAUACUGACCGUGGUCGCUAUAGUGCCAAACUUUUUCGUUGGCUCCCUGCAAUAUGACCCCAGGGUCUACUCAUGUACGUUUGCGCAGUCUGCAAGCUCGGCGUACACCAUUGCCGUUGUCUUCUUCCACUUCAUCCUUCCAAUCAUGAUUGUGACGUACUGCUACCUGCGGAUCUGGAUCUUGGUGAUCCAGGUGAGGAGACGCGUCAAACCUGAGUUCCGGCCCAAACUCACGCCGCACGACAUAAGGAACUUCGUCACCAUGUUUGUGGUGUUCGUUCUUUUUGCCAUCUGCUGGGCCCCUCUUAAUUUCAUCGGCCUGGCAGUCGCUAUAGACCCCGGGCGGGUAGCGCCUCUCAUCCCAGAGUGGUUUUUUGUAUCCAGUUAUUUUAUGGCCUAUUUCAACAGUUGCCUUAAUGCAAUAGUCUAUGGAGUGCUGAAUCAAAACUUCAGAAGAGAGUACAAAAAAAUUAUCAUCUCACUCUGUACUGCGAGGAUGUCAUUCCAAGAGAGUUCAAAUGAUGUUGCGGAUCGGAUCAAAAGCAAGCCAUCUCCUUUAAUGACAAACAACAACCAAGUCAAAGUAGAUUCGGUAUGAAAACACCUGAAAGGACACUGUG